UCUCAUGAACCUCUGUGUCUCUUUGCCUCCGUUGUUCACAAGAGAAAGAGAGAGAGAGAGAGAGAUGCGCCAAGAUUCGUGCAUGGCCGAGAAGGGGUUGAAGCUCUUUGGGGUGAGGAUCGUCGGAGAUGCGGCGGAGGAUGAGGAGGAGGAGGUGAUGAGGAAGAGCUCCAGCAUGGGGAACCUCGCAGCAGCGGCGCCGGCGCCGGCGGAGAGUGGUGGAACGGAGCAAGGAUACCUCUCUGAUGGUGGACUUGUUCAGUCGUCGAGACGGAGAGGUGGAAAUGAACGGAAGCGAGGCGUGCCAUGGACCGAAGAAGAACACCGAACGUUUUUUAACAGGACUGGAAAAAAACUCGGCAAAGGUGACUGGAGAGGAAUCUCAAGGAACUUUGUGACAACCCGAACUCCGACUCAAGUCGCCAGUCAUGCCCAGAAAUACUUUCUUAGACAGAACAAUCCUAACAAAAAGAAACGAAGAUCGAGUCUAUUUGAUGUCGUGAUAAAUGACAAAGCUCCUUCAACUGAACCUUCAAAUGAAGUUAAAGAAGCAACCAGUUCUAAUCCUUUGCCGGAGGAGAACUGUUUGGUUGGAAUUGUGCCAUCCCCUGCAACUCAAACAACAUCUCAAGUUUUUUUGAAUGUCCUGCAUCCUUACCACUUGUCAUGAAUCCCAUUGAUAUACCAAAUUUCAGUGCUUCUAAUGUUAUGGUGACUUCUUCAAGCAAUACGAAGUCGAUCUGCGUCCCAGAUUUCCUCAAGCUAUCCUUAUCUCAUCCACAUUGCUCGGCCUUGUCUAAGGCCACAUCUCCGGCAAAAGACAUAACUGAUCUCGAGCUCAGUAUCGCCCCGCCUCGCCCUCCGGGCUCCACCGGCGCAAUCAGUGUGAUCUAAACUUAGCUAUGUUUCAGCCUCUUAAAGACAUGUUUAUGUUUAGUUAUAAACUAGAUAAAAUUGUAUUGUAUGUUUGUAGUAUCAGUAAAAAUGUCAAAUGAGGUGUGAAACAAAUAAAGAAGAGAAGAAUGCAAACGUGUCUGUUAUAAUGUCAUGGUUGCUAUUGUUUUC
Dioscorea cayenensis subsp. rotundata (Guinea yam) is the source of this 1065-nucleotide messenger RNA. Its product is annotated as transcription factor MYBS2-like. Gene Ontology annotation, biological process: response to auxin; response to ethylene; response to gibberellin. Gene Ontology annotation, molecular function: DNA binding. Bases 5 to 670 code for a protein of 221 amino acids. Lineage: Eukaryota; Viridiplantae; Streptophyta; Magnoliopsida; Dioscoreales; Dioscoreaceae. The record is from RefSeq and is a predicted model, not a curated record. The transcript has 5 exons.